Molecule: messenger RNA, 1779 nt
Organism: Dreissena polymorpha
Lineage: Eukaryota; Metazoa; Mollusca; Bivalvia; Myida; Dreissenidae
Exons: 5
Coding region: 201-1349 (382 amino acids)
Molecular function (GO): protein binding
Source: RefSeq, a predicted model, not a curated record
UUAAACUUUAACCGAGUUUGAUCUGUGAACGUCAUGCUCUGAAAGGCUGGAGAUAUCAGUUCGCAUUAAGUGGAGACUGACUCAAAACAGGUUAAAUACUUUGGAAAUUUUAUCAGUAAGAUCUUUCAUCAGAUCAGAGAUCAAUCUUGUGAAAAGUAGAGCAGAAUUUAAAGUUUAGCUGUUAAUAAAUAAGACUUUAAAUGUUUUCUGGAGCGUGUUGGACUGUUGUUUUUGUGGCACAUGUCGGGAUGGUUCAUACCACUCUAAUGGAUAUAAAGACUAUAAAGAUGCACGAACGUUGCGGUGAAAAGAUCAACUUCCGGUAUGAGUCGAUUUUUACCGUAAAAAUAGAAUUUGUAUCGUCUGCAAUUAUUCCGCGCAAAGAAACGACCACCAAAGACGUUAAUACUUACCAUGGCAAGGACGAUAUCGGGAUUUGCGAUAUCUACAUUGAAUCCUGGGAUUUCCAGAAUCAUUUAAUGUUGCAGUUCGAAGAGCUGAAUUUUGGACCAGCAGGACACUUGUCCGAAUCGUAUCUUGAGAUAGCAGACGGCCCGUCCGGGCAUGGUAACAGUUUAGCUGGUCUGCCUCGCAUGGUGUACAGCCGGCAUGCGGGUAAGGCGAUUUCCGGAUCGUAUGUGGCUUCCGACAAGCAUGUGACAAUUCGUUACCAUAGAAACGGGUCAAUCCAUGACAGUAUCGAAUUGCUGGCGACCGUGGUCGCUUUUAAAGACGGACCCUGUCGUUCUUACGAGUUCGAAUGUUGGAACGCGCACUGCAUCAUGCGCGACCUCGUCUGCAAUGGCCACAACCCGUGCGGUGACCACUCGGACUGCCUGACUACCAGACAGCCGGCGGGAGUCGCCGCCGCCGAUAACGUGGUCGCCAAUGACAACGUGUUGUUGGCGGUUGUUGUUGCCGGAGUACCGACGGCGAUUGUGCUGGUGGUUGGGGUGCUAGUCAUCUGCAGAUAUUACGUCAUAAAUGACAAACGCCCGCGGUUAGCUCACCAGCACGAAUAUCUCGGCGUAGAUUCGACCCCACAACCAACAAGUAAUCGCGAAGACACACCGCAGGCAUGUAAUGAAAGGACCUCGAGUCAGAUAGACGCGGAGAGACGCUUUUCUCCGCCGUCUUACUCUACGCUGCCGGCUUUGCAGCAAAUCAGUGUCCCUGAGUCCUGUUCAGACAACAACUCCACGCUUUCACAAGACUGCGUGUCCGCAGAGUGCUUUGACCAUGACGAGACCAAGCCGCCAUCUUACGCAUGCGUACUGCUGCAUCGCGAAGAUUAUCACGUGUCCAAGACCAGCCUACCAGAAUCCCUUGGUACUAAUGAAACCUCGUGAUUGCUGCAUUCUUUAGACUUAUCGCUGAACUACUGCUGACUGCGUAACAAAAAUACCGUUUAAACAGAUUGAAUAUUUAUAUUUUAAUUGGUGAAAGCUUUUAGGUGCCGUGUCACAAACGGCAUACAUGCGCAAGAAUGAAGUGGACUGGUUCGUCUUGGUUUUGUUGCAAUGAUCUCUGAACCCACGUUUUUAUCAGCUUACACAUAAGUGAUUUUCAUAAUGAUCACGAAUCUUUUCAUCUUAUAUUAACUAUUUUAUUGUUUAAUAGUAGCAUACUUGUUAGGAUUGAUUAGGCAAAGUCACAAAAAGGGUAUUAGCUUCCGCCUCCUGAUUAUUUAACGAGGAAAUGUUUGCAUUCUACUGAUAGAUUCUGCAUUAUAUAUGUUUCUAUGUUUCGUUACUAGAUUAUUAUAUGUUCGCAUGUAAA